AUGGCAGCCAGCAAGCCCGAGACGAUCCGACCCGGAAUGUCGGGGGCAGAGCUGCCUAAGUUGACCGAGGCGGACGAGUUUGCAGCGAUCAAUGUCGGAGACUGGCUUCAUGGUCUUUCAGGUCCAAUGGGAGAUUUGACGGACGGUAGCUCUGGAUGGUGGAGUGAAACCAUGAGGUGCCUAGAUGUGUUCUACCAGCAGUUUGUGCAGGCGUCAGCAGUGAAGAAGCUUCAGCUGAGGGCGGAGGACUUCAUGUCGGACCAGCUGAAAGAAGGAAAAUGGCUGAGGGUUGACAAGCGGGCUGCCUCGAUGUUGCUUCAGACGGUACCGGACACGAUCAAACAGGAGCUCUUGGCAAACCGCCUCAACAGCACGCUCGGCAUUCUUGGUCGCAUUGUGACGAUCUACAGGCCGGGUUCAGCUGCCGAACGUCAACAGGUUCUGAGAGCACUAGAGAGUCCCGGCUCGGCGGCGACGCCCGCUGAGCUGGUGGAGAUUCUGCGAAAGUGGGCCAGGUGGUUGAAGAGAGCUCAAGAUCUCAGCUUGCAGGUGCCCGACCCGAGCAUCUUGCUACGGGGGCUUGAUGGGGCAGCAAAGACUCAACUGGAACGUAGCAGCGAUAUCUCCUUCCGCGCAAACAUGCUGAGGUUCAGUCUGGACUUGGACACGGCCCCGACUUUAACUACGGUCAUGAAGUACCACAACCACUUGCUUGGAGAAUAUGAACAGCAUGCAUACCGAGGGCGAGGAAAAGGAGGUGUUGCCAAUUCCCUGGCGAUUAAGAAUGUGGCUGUGGAUGGAACAGCCCCUUCACCAAAGUCAGCGGCGGCCCCGGGCGCUGCCAAGCCGUGCAAAUUCUACCUCUCUGAGGCUGGAUGUCAGAGGUCGAAUUGUAAGUUCGUUCAUGACUGGGCUAUGAUACCGCGAGAGGAGAAGACUGAGAGAUGCAAAGCAUGUGGCGGCAAAGGACACAUGAAAAGGAAUUGCCCGGUGAAGCAGUACCCUGGUGAUGGUGGCCGACGAAAUGAUGAAGGAAAGGGAGGAGGAUCACCAAAGGUUCGGCAGGCUGCAGCUGGGACACAACGGGGAGGGGAUGGAAAGAGAGAUGACGGCGCUGCCCCUACGAGCAGCUCGGCGAGCUCGAUAGCCGGAUCCUCGUUAGGUGUUCCAGGGGACACAUCGUCAAUGGCGGCGUCCUCAACGGCCUCAGCUGGGAUCCCUCCGGCCGAGGUCGACGACUUCUUGAAGAAUGCGGCACAGGUCUUAAAGAUGAUGACAGAGCAGCAGGCGAGUGAUUCCAAGAGUGGACCCUCAGUCAGAAUGCUGAAGAAGGUUGUGGCCGCGUAUGAGAAGAAGUUGGCUUUGGUGGACUCGGGCGCAACGCACCCGUUAAGACGGGCGACACCGGGUGAAUGGGAAGCUGCACCAGAAGUUGACGUGGUGGUGGCCGGAGACAGUACAGCAAAGAUGAGGCAGAGUCGAGCGGGAACUCUGCUCACUCGUCCCAGUGCGGCCCCGGACAAAACCCAAACCAUCGUUCCGGUGGGAAGCUUAGUGAGCACUCUGGGCUAUGAGAUGAUCUGGAGUAAGAAAAGAUGCUUCCUUCGUGCUCCAGAUGGCCGUGAAGUAGCUCUAAAAGUGACGUCAGGGUGCCCGGAGAUUGACGAAACCAAGGCGCUUGAGCUGAUCGCCCAGAUCGAGCAGGAGAAUCUACAGCAGCUAAAGCUACAAGUAGAACGCACAAGGCUGGCGAUGGUGAGGGCUUCAGUGGUGGAGUGUACGGGUCAACAGGAGCAGAGUCUAGAUGAUUAUGUUCGCAAGGGCAAGUUUGAGGAUGGCUACCGGGCAAUGGUCAUGGCUACCUGGGCAAGGGAUCUAGAGAAGGAGGACUUGGUGAAGGCCGUUAUGGAUCUCCCGGAGUCAGACUGCGAAGCCUGGGACCUGAUGUUCAAGCUGGGCUUUAACCGUCGUAUGAGAAAGCGGAUGAUGCACAAGGACUGGAUUGUCAAGCUGUACAGCGGAAAGAGGGGGCCGAUGGACAAAGUGUUCAAGAUGAUCGAGAACAAUGGCACGGUGGUGUUGGAUGUGGAUGUUCAGCGCCUCGCAACAUUGGACAUGAUGAACCCAGAUGAUGGGAUUAUGAAGUUGCUUUUGUGGGGUGCCGCAACGGGCCGGAUCGCGGGGAUCAUUGGAGGGUUGCCCCAGAGAAGGUCCAAAGAGCACUUGAUCCGAGCAGUGGUCUUAGCGGAGGUUGCCAAGGCAGGGCGAGCAGCUAUGUGUGGGGCGGUGGAUGUUCCAGUGGAUGGGGAGACCGACCUCUAUGGCUACCAACUUGGACGUCGUGGAGCUGCGAGGAGUACAAGAUGGUCCAAGCACUACGGGCGGUGGAUAGGAGAGCGUGGGAAAGACACCUGGCUAACGAUCAUGUACCUCAUCGUUCAGACUGUCUACAGUGCAUCCACAAUGCGACAGGGACCCAAAGGCGAGCGCUAUGGCAUCGUGUUCACCUACCAGACCACAAUCGGGGUCCCGGAAGCUCUCAAGGAACCCGAGGACGAGGAGCUCUUGAAGAAGGAUGAAGAGUACUGGGAGAAGGUCAUCGGGGAUCUCACGCAGCCAGUGGAGAUGGACACGAUUUACAUGAUAUAUCCGGUGAGAGUCAACACCAAGUACUGGACUUUGGCGAUGCAGCAUGCAGCUAACAGGAAGGUGUUUGGCAACAACAAGAAGUACGACCUCACGGACCGAUGGGAACAGGGCAAGUACCUUGGGUUGUCGGACUCGAUCAAGGGAGGACGGAUGUGGUGGAUCCUCGGCGACUUCUACAGGAGGAGGAACCAGGUGCAGCCGAUGGGGGAGUAG
This is a messenger RNA of Symbiodinium sp. CCMP2456, 2862 nucleotides long. NCBI's taxonomy places the organism in Eukaryota, Dinophyceae, Suessiales, Symbiodiniaceae. The record is from the annotation of a GenBank genome assembly.